Cyprinodon variegatus (sheepshead minnow) is the source of this 1332-nucleotide messenger RNA. RefSeq names its product homeobox D10 (gene hoxd10a). NCBI's taxonomy places the organism in Eukaryota, Metazoa, Chordata, Actinopteri, Cyprinodontiformes, Cyprinodontidae. The record is from RefSeq and is a predicted model, not a curated record. The transcript has 2 exons. Gene Ontology annotation, molecular function: RNA polymerase II cis-regulatory region sequence-specific DNA binding; DNA-binding transcription factor activity, RNA polymerase II-specific. Gene Ontology annotation, biological process: regulation of transcription by RNA polymerase II. Gene Ontology annotation, cellular component: nucleus. Bases 1 to 984 code for a protein of 327 amino acids.
AUGUCUUUCUCCAGCAGCUCACCUGCAGCCAACCCGUUCCUAGUGGACUCUUUGAUCGGCGCAUGCCGGACGGACAGCUUCUACUCUAACGGCAGCAUGUACAUGCCGUCCGGUUCGGACAUGCACGGGACAUACGGAAUGCAAACUUGUGGACUCUUGCCGAAUUUUGGUAAAAGAGGAGAUGUUGCCCCCCAAAACACUUCCAUGAACGUCCACUCAUAUAUACCUCAGAUAGACACCUGGGCUGAUCCGAGCAGAACCUGCAGAUCAGAGAUGUCAAACUGCACGUUUCCACAGAGCAUCAAGGAAGAGAGCAACUGCUGCAUGUACUCAGAUAAAAGAGUCCACAAAGAGGGAUAUUCCAAUCUCAUUAACGAACCGUGCGCCGUGGACGGUCCGGAGAUCCCGGUUCCGGGCUACUUCAGACUAAGCCAAGCUUACGCUAACGGGAAGCAGCCGGAAAACUACUGCCAGGAGCCUCGAAGCCCGACACCGACGCUUGCGCAGCUCGGUCGGGUCACGCCGAAACCGCAGCACGUCUCCUCCUCCUCUUCCUCUGGAUUUGCAGAAGCGGAAAAUAGCGCCCGGGAACCAGAAAGGAUCACCAGCACACCGAUUCCAAGUGAAAGCCCGGACCCAAAGUCGGGCUCGGAUGAGAAAACAGAAGAGUCCAGACCCGAGCUGCUGCAGCAGAAGGAAGGGAAAGCAGAGUGCAAGACUGAGACGCUGACAAACAACUGGCUUACGGCGAAGAGCGGCAGGAAGAAGAGGUGCCCCUACACCAAGCACCAAACCCUGGAGUUAGAGAAGGAGUUCCUGUUCAACAUGUACCUGACCCGGGAGCGCCGCCUAGAGAUCAGCAGGAGCGUCAACCUGACCGACAGACAGGUCAAGAUCUGGUUCCAGAACCGGAGGAUGAAACUGAAGAAAAUGAACCGGGAAAACCGCAUCCGAGAACUGACCUCGACUCUCACCUUUUCCUGAGCCUCCAUGCUCCACUUGGUUAUCGCUUUUUUUAUUUUUAAAUUCCCCGUAAUUAUUUUGGUGGCAUUGGACUUUUCUCCUAACUUUCAACAAAGCUGUGACUGUCCCCUGUGUUGAGCAGCAUCGUGUUUUAGUGUUAUUCCAUAACAGGGUAGAGCACUUUUUGGUUUCAAAAUAUUACGUGACACUCCUUUUUUUUUCACCAAAAGACUUCCUGAUAUAGAGUGGGAAUGAUAAAGCUGUGGAAUCACGGGAGCACAUUUUGUGGUGUUUUUGUGAAUAAUUUGUGUUGCUCUCUUUUUUUUGUGCAAGCCCCUGUUUUUGCUUGGUGCCAACGCAUUUCCUCAA